This is a messenger RNA of Darwinula stevensoni, 534 nucleotides long. Lineage: Eukaryota; Metazoa; Arthropoda; Ostracoda; Podocopida; Darwinulidae. The record is from the annotation of a GenBank genome assembly.
AUGGGACAGGGAAAACUCGUCGAUUUGGUAUCGGUGAAACGAUCGCACGGCCGCCUUCAGAUGUACGAUAGCACUGAAUGCGACGCGAGGGUGGAGGAGGUUGUGGAAAAGGAUGAGGACGAGCGUGAAGUUGAAGUGUAUCUCGUCAGACGGCCGAUGAGGUGCAUCUCGCCCCAAGUCCACGAUAUCUGCAGCUUGCCGAAGUCUUUGCUCCAUUGGGCCCUGGUCUUCAAAUUCCGAGACCACCAGAAGACCGUCAGGAGAUUCGAAAUAAAGAAAAGAGGUAACUACAUAGAAGCACACGUGGAAGAAGAGUGGCCGAGCAUCGCAACCGAACGAGACUUCCUGGGAGUUUGGAAGAGUUCUCCCAAGAAGCUGCUGACGUUGGCGAGGACCAACGAAUUGAACAAGAAACGCUAUUCGCCACAUAAUAGUAAUUGCCAACAUUGGGUAAAGGAGAUGGCAAAGGAUCUCCCAGUCUCCAUAAGAGAGAAGUUGAAUGGCUUUAGGGCGUUCGGGGGAAAUGCGCGGUGA